Messenger RNA from Neogale vison (American mink), 675 nucleotides. It is a transcript of the gene CLDN3, whose product is annotated as claudin 3. Gene Ontology annotation, cellular component: plasma membrane; bicellular tight junction. Gene Ontology annotation, molecular function: structural molecule activity. The transcript has a single exon. Lineage: Eukaryota; Metazoa; Chordata; Mammalia; Carnivora; Mustelidae. The record is from RefSeq and is a predicted model, not a curated record. Gene Ontology annotation, biological process: cell adhesion; bicellular tight junction assembly. The coding region runs from base 1 to 657 and encodes 218 amino acids.
AUGUCCAUGGGCCUGGAGAUCGCGGGCACCUCGCUGGCCGUGCUGGGCUGGCUGAGCACCAUCGUGUGCUGCGCGCUGCCCAUGUGGCGGGUGACGGCCUUCAUCGGCAGCAGCAUCAUCACGGCGCAGAUCACCUGGGAGGGCCUGUGGAUGAACUGCGUGGUGCAGAGCACCGGCCAGAUGCAAUGCAAGGUGUACGACUCGCUGCUGGCGCUGCCCCAGGACCUGCAGGCGGCCCGCGCCCUCAUCGUCGUGUCCAUCCUGCUGGCCGCCUUCGGGCUGCUCGUGGCGCUGGUGGGCGCCCAGUGCACCAACUGCGUGCAGGACGACACGGCCAAGGCCAAGAUCACCAUCGUGGCGGGCGUGCUCUUCCUGCUGGCCGCCGUGCUCACGCUGGUGCCGGUGUCCUGGUCGGCGAACACCAUCAUCCGGGACUUCUACAACCCGCUGGUGCCCGACGCGCAGAAGCGUGAGAUGGGCGCGGGGCUGUACGUGGGCUGGGCGGCCGCCGCGCUGCAGCUGCUCGGGGGCGCGCUGCUCUGCUGCUCCUGCCCGCCAAGCGACAAGAAGUACGCGCCCACCAAGAUCCUCUACUCGGCGCCGCGCUCCGCCGGCCCCGGCACCAGCACCGCCUACGACCGCAAGGACUACGUCUGAGGCGCGGCCGCGGGGAGA